AUGUCUGACUCUGACUUCGACGCUGCUGUGCUGUACGUGCGCUCCCUGCCCAAGGACGGUCCGGUGCAGCUGGACAACGGCUCCAAGCUCAAGUUCUACUCCCUAUACAAGCAGGGGACGGAGGGUGACGUGAAGGGCGCCCAGCCGUGGGCCGUGCAGGUCGAGGCGCGCGCCAAGUGGGAUGCGUGGAACAGUUGCAAGGGCAUGAGCUCGCAGGACGCCAAGGCGGCGUACGUGAAGCUUCUUGCCACGGUGCUCAGAUCUCGGGGAGUUCAGUGGAGGUCCGGUGCGAAGGUGCAAAGCAAGCUCUGA
Messenger RNA from Leishmania braziliensis MHOM/BR/75/M2904, 312 nucleotides. RefSeq lists its product as hypothetical. Lineage: Eukaryota; Euglenozoa; Kinetoplastea; Trypanosomatida; Trypanosomatidae. The record is from RefSeq and is a predicted model, not a curated record. Gene Ontology annotation, biological process: fatty acid metabolic process. Gene Ontology annotation, molecular function: fatty-acyl-CoA binding. The transcript has a single exon. Bases 1 to 312 code for a protein of 103 amino acids.